Molecule: messenger RNA, 531 nt
Organism: Dacryopinax primogenitus
Lineage: Eukaryota; Fungi; Basidiomycota; Dacrymycetes; Dacrymycetales; Dacrymycetaceae
Product: POZ domain-containing protein
Exons: 5
Coding region: 49-378 (109 amino acids)
Biological process (GO): ubiquitin-dependent protein catabolic process
Cellular component (GO): elongin complex
Molecular function (GO): protein-macromolecule adaptor activity
Source: RefSeq, a predicted model, not a curated record
CGACCACCAACAGCCACGCCGAACGCAUCACUUAGUUUCAAGCCAAAGAUGGAAGAUAAUCAGGAGGAAGGUCCUUCGGGCUGGGUGAAGCUCAUCAGUGAUGAUGGGUUCACGUUCAUUCUUCCCGAGAAAGCGGCUCAGACAAGCGGCUUCUUCAAGAGUACUUUGAACAGCACAGUCGGCUUCCAGGAGUCGGAGACCAAAGUCAUCCGUUGCGGUGAGAGAGCAGCUGUGCUUGAAACUGUAGUAGAAUAUCUCGUCUUCAAGUCCGAGUUUGGCGAUUCCGCGAGUAAGACUGCAAUUCCUGACUUUAUGAAACGCAUACCCGCUGCGCUCGCUCUGGAGAUAUUGAUGGCUGCCGAUUUCCUCGAUUGUUAACGGCAUACAUGAUCCUGAUCUAAGUGCUUCGAGUCUGCGGAUUCGAUGCCGCGGAGAGUCUCUAAAGGAUGGUUCACCUCCGUGUAUACAAACUGUUUUCCAUUUAUGUCAAAGUAUUGUACGGGAUGCACGAAGCCUCCCACUGAAAGCCCU